AUGGCCACCGUAGACGAGAAGCAUGUCAAGACUGUGGUUGAAAGCCCAGACAGCCAAAGCGAUGACGUCCGUCCAGAGAUUGACUGGUCACCUGAAGAGGAGCAGCGGCUCGUUCGGAAGGUUGACUUACUCAUCAUGCCCCUUCUCAUUCUUGCCUUCUUUGCCCUACAACUGGACCGCGGAAACAUGUACGAACCCUGUGGAGCGAGGAAAACCAUAAUCUGA
This is a messenger RNA of Colletotrichum spaethianum, 225 nucleotides long. RefSeq lists its product as uncharacterized. The transcript is spliced from 2 exons. Bases 1 to 225 code for a protein of 74 amino acids. The record is from RefSeq and is a predicted model, not a curated record. NCBI's taxonomy places the organism in Eukaryota, Fungi, Ascomycota, Sordariomycetes, Glomerellales, Glomerellaceae.